This is a messenger RNA of Emiliania huxleyi CCMP1516, 720 nucleotides long. RefSeq lists its product as hypothetical. The coding region runs from base 1 to 720 and encodes 239 amino acids. Gene Ontology annotation, biological process: mitotic chromosome condensation. The record is from RefSeq and is a predicted model, not a curated record. NCBI's taxonomy places the organism in Eukaryota, Haptophyta, Isochrysidales, Noelaerhabdaceae. The transcript is spliced from 2 exons.
AUGGAGCCCGGCUCCGCCGCGCUCGAGCCGCGCGCGCCGCAGCGCGUGAUGAUCACACGCAUGGUGCUCGACAACUUCAAGUCGUACGCCGGCCCCAUCACCAUCGGCCCCUUUGACGCCAACAUGACGUCGGUCGUCGGCCCGAACGGCAGCGGCAAGUCGAAUGUGAUCGACGCGAUGCUGUUCGUCUUUGGCUUCCGCGCCAACAAGAUGCGACAGGGCAAGCUCUCCGAGCUGAUCCACUCCUCCUCGCGGCACCCGAACCUGCAGUACACCAAGGUCUCGGUCCACUUCCGCGACGUCGUCGACCUGCCGGACGGCACGGUGCAGCCCGUCGAGGGCACCGAGCUCGUCGUGGCGCGCGAGGCGAAGCAGGACAACAGCUCGACCUACUGGGUCAACGGCAAGCGCGCGGGGCGCGAGGAAGUGGUGACGCUGCUCAAGCGGCGCGGCAUCGACCUCGACCACAACCGGUUCCUCAUCCUGCAGGGCGAGGUCGAGCAGAUCGCGAUGAUGAAGCCGAAGGCGCCGAGCGCGCACGAGGACGGGCUGCUCGAGUACCUGGAGGACAUCAUCGGCUCGAACCGCCUCAAGGAGCCCAUCGCCGAGGCGCAGACGCAGGUCGAGACGCUCAACGAGUCGCGCGCGGUCACCGAGCAGCGAGACGAGCAGCGGCGCCUCUUCGAGGACCUCCGCAAGCAGCGGCUCGCCGAGGUGUGA